CCCAGUUUGCUUUGGUCGGAGCCGGAAGCGGAGCGUCUGUUCGCGGACAGACAGCAACAGUUGUCACGAUGUCUGCGAUCAGAUGAGGCGGAGCGGCGGAGCAGCACUGCGGCGCCGCUGAGUCCGGGCCGCCGCGUUAACGGCCGCGCUGCGCAUCUGGUCGUCCAGCCGGAUCUGGGCUCGUUCGGCCGGUGCAGCCCGCGGCUCAGCUCAUCGGACGGCGGGCUGCUCAUGCUCCGCUCGGCGGGGAACCGGGCUGUUGCGUCUGCAGAGAGCUGACGAGCCUCCGACACACGGACAGACAGACAGACAGGCAGGGAGGGGGGCGACAGCUGCUCCGAGCCGAACCCCUCCGGAUCACCAGAACCCCCACCGAACCCGCUUUGGAUGGGGGGCAAGCAGAGCACGGCGGGCCGGCCCCGGGGAGCGUUUCCCGGCGUGUCCACGGAUGACAGCGCGGUGCCUCCGUCGGCCCACUUCGGCCACUACCGGCCCAGCGGCACCAUGGGCCUGCGGAGCCGCUCGGUGAGCUCCGUGGCCGGGAUGGGCAUCGAGCACAGCCCCGCCGUGCCCUUCGGCUUCUACACCCCCCGGGGGACGGACUCGGACCGAGCCGGAGGGGGGUCCGGGGGCACCACCGCGGCCCCCCACGGCACCGGCUACCAGGACCCGGGGGGCGGAGGCCACCACACGGACGGGGUUCUGUAUCUGGGGUCCCGGGGGUCGCUGGCUGACACUCUGCCCCUGCACAUAGCACCCCGCUGGUUCAGCGCGCACAGCGGAUUCAAGUGUCCUGUCUGCUCCAAGUCUGUGGCGUCCAAUGAGAUGGAGGUUCACUUCAUCAUGUGUCUCAGCAAACCCCGCCUCUCCUACAACGGUAAGAACUUUCUGCAGAAGCGGCAGAGAAACGAGCUGGUUCUGGUCCAUUGCAGACGGGUUCCCUUCGUGUUUGUUGGUCCUUUCAUGGCACUGUGUUGGUUCUGA
This is a messenger RNA of Stegastes partitus (bicolor damselfish), 984 nucleotides long. It is a transcript of the gene znrf1, whose product is annotated as zinc and ring finger 1. Gene Ontology annotation, biological process: proteasome-mediated ubiquitin-dependent protein catabolic process; protein K48-linked ubiquitination. The transcript is spliced from 2 exons. The record is from RefSeq and is a predicted model, not a curated record. Gene Ontology annotation, molecular function: ubiquitin protein ligase activity. The coding region runs from base 388 to 984 and encodes 198 amino acids. NCBI's taxonomy places the organism in Eukaryota, Metazoa, Chordata, Actinopteri, Pomacentridae. Gene Ontology annotation, cellular component: membrane; intracellular membrane-bounded organelle; cytoplasm.